AUGAGAGCUUCUCCGGCAGCAAUACUCUCAUCACUCUCCUUACCUUUUGCUUCAACCAAAACUCGUUUCUCCGGAGAACCUCUUCGAUUCAAACAACAUGUUUCGAACACUCAAAUCUUCUCACGACCACUACGUCUCCUCUCGAAGCAACGAUGGAGCUUCUCCUGCAAAUGCCGAAACAGAGGAAGAAACAGUCACGCGAAAUUCGAUGAUGAAGGAGAAGACUUUAUAGUGGUCAACUUCUAUCGCUUUGUAUCAAUCCAAGAUCCUGAGGCUGAGAUUGCAAAGCACCUCUCUUUCUUACAGGAUUUGAAUAUACGUGGUCGGAUAUAUCUUAAUGAACAAGGAAUCAACGCACAGUACAGUGGACCAUCUAAAGACGCUCUUGCAUAUGUUGAAUGGUUGAAAGAAGAUGAGAGAUUCUCGGAUAUACUUGUCCAGAUGUCUCCUGCUAACGGUAGGCAUGCAUUCCCUAAGUUGAAGCUACAGAACAAACCUUCCUUAGUACAGUAUGAGGGAGGGAUUUCACACCUUCCUCUACUUGAUCCACCGAUGCGAGCAAAACCCUUAGAACCAUCUGAAUGGAAAGAGAAACUGAAAGACUUAACGGAUGACGGUGAAGCUUCAUCUUCGGAUAGUGGCAGAAGCUGCAUAUUAUUGGAUGUCAGAAACGCAGGUUAUGAGUGGGAUGUUGGUCACUUUCGUGGGGCACGUAGACCUGAAGUUGAUUGUUUCCGGAACACUUCUUUUGGACUAUCUGAUGAAAAGGAAGCUCCUUCAGACCCUUUGAUAAAUGUUGACAAGGAAAAGACAGAUAUACUAAUGUACUGCACUGGAGGAAUACGUUGCGAUGUAUAUUCAACAGUUCUGAGACAGCGGGGUUUCAAGAACCUGUAUACACUGAAGGGUGGAGUUUCGCAUUAUCUUGAGGAAGAAGGCACAUCUGAAUGGGUUGGGAAUCUUUUUGUGUUUGACUCUCGUCUCUCUCUCCCACCUGCUGCCUAUAGUAGUAACAGCGCCUUGGAUGAAACCAGAAUAACUCCACAAACGCCUGUGGAUACAAGUUUUGCAAGAUGCUAUAUUUGUGAUUCACAAGUUCAGGAACUAAGACAUCGGAACUGUGCUAACCUUGACUGCAAUCUGCUUUUCUUGUGA
Molecule: messenger RNA, 1155 nt
Organism: Eruca vesicaria subsp. sativa (arugula)
Lineage: Eukaryota; Viridiplantae; Streptophyta; Magnoliopsida; Brassicales; Brassicaceae
Source: the annotation of a GenBank genome assembly